CCAGAAAGGCUCACCGAGCCAACUUCUCUCUUUCGUUUGCGCUUACAGUGCUUAAGUCAGAGAUGAUCGGUUAUAUUGGCCAGAGACUAGAGCGUCCGUUUAGAGAGGCCGAUAAGGGCACGCUUAGUUAGCGAAGUUCCUGUGCCGUAUGUAUGCGGUGUGGUAGGCGGUAGCCACAAUCUUUUAUUGAGAUACAUUGGUCAGAUAAGGCCCAGUCAGAGAUGGUCUGUUUUGCCGUUGACCGGUAUGGUUAGCUACAAUCGGUGAGGACUGAGACCUUGCUGGCCCGGUCCUCACGGUCGUGGGCAGAAUCAGACCAUGACCUGUUCGCUUACGGGCCGGGCCCGCGGUCUGAAACGGUCCGGCCCAAUAGUGUCUGAAUCCAUGCCUUCCAUACAGCGGGUAAUCACUCGGUUCCGUUACAGAGACACCGUCAGGUAUGGGCCAGUUUGCAGUUGUUUUUUUUUUUUCGUGGAGCUCACAUAGGGGAAGGUUAGCCCCGCCCGGUGUCCUGCCGAGCAGAGUCCGGUCUAGCACGGGUCCGGUCACCGCUGAGCUCACUGUCCUAGUUUUAUUUUAUAUCCGUCUAACAGCCCAGGACCCAGGUGGUGACCGUCUAACCAUGCGUGAACUGCUCUUCAUGUGUGCUGAACUCUGAACUAGAGAACAUAAUCGUUGUGCCGCUAUGUUCCGCUUACCUAAUCCUGAAUCCAUCUUCUCCAGUUCUCCUCGUGAACGGAGUCACUACAAUCGUCAAUCUCCGGUAGGUAUAUGCAUUAUGCAGCAUCGCUGCAGGAUGUGAACGGUUAGGUACGCUAUGCCUAAAUACCGUUGAGUAGGCGCACACCACUCGUAACACCCAGGUCUAUAGAACGGUCUGCGAACAUCACCGUUAGCGUGGUGCCGAGUUUAGCGGACUGCUACUCCGGCGAGCCGAGCUGUCAGCACUCCUUGAGAGUCGAGCCGACUGCAGUGCCCGCUGGCUGUGUCGGGUGUAGCUCAGAGGAGUUCAGCGAUUCGGUAACCGAUUUUUGACGGCGGUGGAUCGAGGCUGUAGCGUGGUCUUUCAGUCCACAGUACGAGCAACAUGUGGACAGUGCGGCCAGUGUGGACAGUGUGGACAUUGUGGACAAUGUGUACAGUGAGUGGUUCUGCAGCAAUGGGUAGUUCAGGUGGAUCGGUGACAAGUCUGGAGAUGCAGCUCGAAAUGGAACUGUCCCGGCACAUUGCAGUCUGGGAGGAGCAGGGUCUGAUCCCUGACCGGUCCCUUACAUCCCCUGGAGAGCUGCAGGAGCCUCGGCAGGUCGGAGCACCUGUGACCAACUCCACCACAGCGACAGAGAGGCUCGGGCUGCGCUCGAGGACCCGGCGCCGCGUGCCCGUCCUCUACAUGAAGAAAAACAACAAGAAACGACCGUGUGUGAACACAGGCGGAAUUCUGUCCGGAUUCAACAGCUUCAACUAUCUCAGCUUCGUCGUGGGCAUAAUGACGCUGGUGUUGAAUAUCAAUAACAACAUCAAUAAUAACAAUAAUAACAACAACAAUAAUAAUAACAACAAUCUGGACAAUAAUAAUGUGAACGCCAACUUGAACAGCAACAACGCAAAUCAGGUAAGGAUGUCCUUCGAAUAAUAAAGUAACAAAGUACCAUGGGCGUCGAAACCGGGGGGGACGGGGGGGACGCGUCCCCCCCAGUCGAGGAAUCCGGGGGGGACGUCCCCCGCAAAAAUAUCCUCAUGAAUGAUUAAAAAAGUGAUCAACGAAAUUGGUGUAUUGUCGUUUUGGGAUGAAAUUGCGGAUACCUACUCGUAUACAAAUUGAAUCAUGCGAAUUGCUGACACUGCACUUGCUUGCAGGGCUGCGGAGUAGAUUGAUUUUGGUAGCUCUGACUCCGGCUUUUAAAAAAUCGCUCGGAGUCCCCACCCCAUCUCCGAUCACGGCAUCCCUCGGCCCGCAUCGGAGUGAAAAACAUGUGAUGUGAUGCUUUUGUCUCUUUGAACAUUUCUUGGCACGUUAAAAGAUAACAUUACCUACGAGGUGCAGCUCUGGACUGUCCGUCCCAGGUCCUCGAUAGGGAGCCAAAGCUCCAGUUGUAGGGGCGACCAUAUUCAACAAGGGCUGAAGAUCUGUCCCAAAGUCUCAAGCUUGCAAAGACCACACAUUUUAUGUAGGAUAUUCGUAAUAGUCAAGACCUUCAGCUCACUCUCAAACGGCCCUCUUCCCGUUCAAGGCCAUCCGACAGCAGAAGGUCUCACCAUGUCCUUUGAACGCUUGAUGCUUGAGGGUGAGAGGACCUCGUCCUGGUCUGAGAGAGCCCAAGAGGAUGUAAUACUCAGUAUGGUCCUACAUUGGUCUUACCAUGACCCGGCCUUCAAUCACCACAGCCAACAGAAUCUCCAGCUUUUAUCCGACCCAUCCUCGGGGAUGACGUUGACUCUGACUUCAGAGUUGAAGUCUGGUACGACUUUGGUGACUCCAACUCCGUAUCCGACCAAAACCGUCGACUACGACCGAAGUCGACUCCGACCCCGCGGUCCUGCAGCUACACUGCACAGAGUUUCAAACUUCUUGGAAAUAAGCUGUACCUAUGGUUGACAGAGGACCACACGAUUUUUUAGAGGCAGGGCUGCUGGACUUGGUGACCAGAUCCUAACUGUCCUGGUAUCAAACUUAUUACUCGGGAUGCAAAAUUUAUGCCUUUUGGGACUGUUUUGCAAAGAGUUUUUGCCAAUUUUCGCGGCGCUUCGCGCCGCCAAUUCAUGCACAGAUAGAAAAGAGUGUGACUAAUAACGCCUCCACGCGAGAACAUGAGAACAUGUGUAUUGUGUAUGCGUUAUAAGUAGUGCAUAGGCCUGAAAUUGUACGGUAACUAGCUUUUGGGUUUUUAGUCAGCCAAUCCGUCCCCCCCAGUCAAAAAUCCGUGGCGACGCCCCUGCAAAGUACCUACAUCAAAUAUAUUUUGGAAAUAUAUUUUAUAUGAUAUAUUAGAGGCAAUUUCAUUCGAAUUUUUGGAUAAGCACCUUACAUGCUUAAUAAUUAUGAAGUUUUGUGAAAAACCAUCAAUUUGGCGUGUAAUUAUUUAUGGAUUCUACCGUUUAACGUUUGAUAAUCAAUCGUUUAUUAUUGUAUAACCGUUUAUUAUUGUUUAUUGAUGUACGAUAAGAAAGAAAUGUCCAACCGUUUAAUCUGCACAUUAUAGGUCUUCCAGCAGGCACUCUGCUUCACUUGUAUUUAAAGCAGCAAGUUGAACAUGUUGCAUGCACCGUUUUUUUUUUCUCUCUCUCUCUCUCUACCCACAGGUGAACAUCAUGCCGCCGGGCCGUCGAAGGAGACGGAGACGGAGACGGAGACGGCGCAGGUCGUUCCGGGCUCACAUGAAGGAGAGGCAGCGGGAGCUGGAGGACAUGGUCCGCAGCUGGUCGCUCGCUGUUCACGGCAGUCCUCCUGUCUCUCCGUCCUCCGAGAAUGGCUGUCCUCAGAGGAGAGGACGCCGCCGCCGAGGACUCUCGGCAGAGCGAGAGGAGGCCGAGUGUGGUUUAAGAGUGGCCUGCACUCUGCUGGGGCCGCUCGGACACCACCUGCACGCGCACUUACGAGAUAUAUAAUGAUAAAAUCUACAAACAGUUUUAUUCGCACUCCGGACUUCAACGGUAGGAAAUGAGUGAAAUUGGAGGACGUCUGACCCCGUUUAUCGGAGAAUUAGGAUAUCGAAGCUGCGAGAAAAUGCAAUUUAUUUUAUGUGCGUUAUCAUUAGCCGGGUUCAAAUUUGCAACUAUAACCAUGUGCAUUGUGCACUGCAUAACACAUGUGUACAAUUUGCAAUGCGUUCUUUGGACAGAUGAUGAUUGAUGAAUAAUGUAAUUUGGGUGGUAGCAAUUUAGCCAGCUAUUACCGUCGCAUUGCUCUCAUAUGUUUUAAUAAAAUAACGCUUUUGCUGCUCAUUUUUUAUCAUGAAUGUGGGUCGCGUCUACUUAGAAGCUAGAGAAGAGAUCGUUUAGCGCUCGCCUACAAUUUAUGUUCCACGGACGGCUGCCAGCUGCGUGAUUGUUUUACACGCGCCAGGCCGUUUGUUGGCCGCCGCGGGGAGUUUCUUCGAGUUUCAAUCACUCACUGUGACGGAGUGCGUGUUAGUGAGUGACGAGCGCCGUCUAACGACUCGUGACAAUCCGCUCCGAGCGGCCACAGUCUCUGAGACAGAUGGCCUCCUUCGGGCGCGCCUCUUCGGACUCUAAUGAUGGAGCGGUGUAGCGCUAUCUUCGAUGCACCGUGCGACCAGCGCACGCACGAGGUUUGUGAGUUGAUCCAGGUCACCCAGGAUCCACCCUUUUCAUGCUCACGCAUGCCUCCGACAUGCCAUUCAGAACGUAACAGUCGUUUCAUUAUUUCACUUUUUGUCUUAUGUUCGCGUGAUGUUGACGAUACACCAGGCUGUCUUGUGACUCUGUCCAGCUUGUGUAAAUAUACAACUGUAUACUUGCCGUUGCUUUCGUGACGACUCCUCGCCGUUUCCGUCUCGGCUCCAUGACGGCUCGGUGACCAUUCGUGACCGUUUCCGUAACCGUUCCGUGACCGAUUCCGUGACCGAUUCCGUGCCGCUGCGCUCCGGCUCGGACCGUUUCGUGACGGUUCCGUCGCCGCCCGUGGCCGGCCGUGUCCCACUGGUCCGGUGCCGUGGCCCCGUGCCACCGGCGCACCAGUUGCACGCCCCAGCUGCGUUUGGGUGAACUAAUGGCUGCUCGGGCCGCUGGUGGUGGUAGCGGUAGCGAGUGUGGGCGCCGGGGCGGGGCGGAGGCCGGACCUUCCGGGGUCCUGACCCGGCCCGUGACCAGUCGCGUCGAGGCAGCACUGCCGCCGGCAGCGACGGUGCUGACUCCUGAGUUGGACGCCGAGAGUGAGGUUGAACUGAACGGUGUUAUCUGGAAGGUGUAGAAUGACGGGCACUGACGUGGUGUGAGUCAAUCAAGAACGGAUCGAAAACUGGACCCAUGGUUGAGCCUUGUGUGUCACCUUGAACAUCGUGACGCAACCAAAAUCGGUAUGUAAUUCCAGUGAAAAGUGAAGCUCCGUGGUUUAAGGGCGAAACCCUCCACCUGUCUCGCCUUUUAGCUCGACGAUGGUGCGCCUUCUGCAGCCAUCGCCGCUGGCCGUUCUUCCACUGUUGCUGUCGCUGCUGACGUUAAGCCCAGGUUACGAGGUGACGGUGUUCGGUCCAGCCACCCUGUCUGAUCUGCUGCUACACCACGGCUCCGGCUCAGCCGCCGCGCUGACGGUGGCCUCGGCCCUGUCCCCAUCGCGGUACAUGUCCGUGGACAGGUCAGCCGGUCCAGACUGGGUCAUACAGUGGCAGGAUGACGAGGAGAUCUCAGAGGAUGGCGGAGCUGGAGAGAGUACAGCGCGGGGACAGGACGACCUGGUCAGCGGCUACCGUCUCCCGGAGCGUGGGUGGCCCUGGCCGGCAGGGGAUGACCUAAGGCAGGUCAACAGUUUAGGAUACCCAAACACACCACCGAAAGACGGCUUGUCGGCUCACCGUGUGGAUAACCUCACAUCAUACAUCACCUCGUUGACUGCACGUGACGCAGCCAUCGUUGAUACCGGCACGAAACAUGACACGAACGGGACCGGCUUUAAGGAGGCUGUUCGAGACACGCUCGCCACGAUUUUCGAGGAGAUGCUGCGCCGUCCGAACGUCACAGAGGUCAGCACCGAGGCCACAGAGGUCACCGAAGUCACCAGUGUGGCGGAGACGGGGCUGGAGGCCCCUUACGAGGCCGGCUCGGAACCAUUCCUGGAGGAUCAGCUGGCCACCGCCUCCACCAUUUUAGGGCCGUCAGACGACGGAUCCCCACUGGGUCCGUGCAGUACCUGUGCCGACAGCCUCCAGUGGACCCCAAUGCUCGGCUCCAGUCCUGGUCCGGGUGGUUCGGCGAAAGGUGACUUGGGCACCAGCGACUCUCAGUGGCUGGUCAUCACAAAGACGGCCGACACGCACCCCAUCUACGGCGACCCUGAUCUGACGGCCGAAUCCAGUCAGGACGCGCUGGAAUCAGUGAAUGGACUCGAGCUCGGCGACUACGACUCGGCGUUUAGCUCCGACUCCGGGUGGUCGGCCGGAGACAACGAGUACAGGUACGAAGACCAGACCGCAGCCAGCUCCAUACCGAGGGCCGGCAUAGUAUCCCGGAUGUCCCGCAUCUGGAACGGCAUGAGGAGGAGGAUCCGCAGACUGUUCCCCUCCUGGGAGUACCUCACGACAUGGAGGACGCCCUGGUGGUACGAGCGACACGUCAGGCGAAACAGGAACAGACCCCAUCGACGUCGCAAGAGACCAAGACCGUCAUAUGGAGCACCCAGGCCAAGGCCUUCGUACGGAGCUCCGAAACCCAAGCGAAAGCCUCAACCUUCAUAUGGACCACCAAAGUCUAAGCGAAGGCCCAGACCUUCGUAUGGGCCUCCCAAGCCCAAACGAAAGCCAAGGCCAUCAUACGGGCCACCAAAGGCAAAACCAAAACCAUCGUAUGGACCACCAAAAGCAAAACCGAAACCAUCGCAUGGGUCACCGAAGUCGAAGCCAAACUCUUCGUAUGGACCUCCAAAGUCUAAGCCAAAUGCAUCGUAUGGGCCACCCAAGUCUAAACCAAACGCAUCGUAUGGGCCACCUAAAUCCAAACCAAAUGCUUCGUACGGACCACCGAAGUCAAAACCCAAGACAUCUUAUGGACCACCAAAGAGUAAACCCAAAGCAUCAUACGGACCACCGAAGUCUACGUCGAGCGCGUCUAACGGUGCUCCGAAUUCCAAGCCAAGCUCUUCAUACAACACUCCAAGCAGACCCAGUCAAACAUAUGGAGCUCCCAGGAAACGACCAAGCCAGAUGUACGGUCCUCCCUACAACUCUCAGUUGCCGACUCUACGCGGGUCGCCGAACCGUCGCGAUGGGACACGGCCCUCCGAGCCCAUAGACGUCCAGCCGUUUCCGACUACCUACACACCGCAGGUCUCCGGCUUCGGCGCCGUGAGCGAGGCAGCUCUAGACGCACACACCCUCGACCCGGUCACAGAAGUGGACUACGGCACGGCACCGGCCGAAACUGAUACGCUGGACGAGUUUGACCAUCCUCGCCGACCCAAUAGACCUCACAGACCUCACAGACCUCACGGACCUCACGGGCCUCACAGGCCACACAGGCCGGCCGAGCACCGGUUCCCGUCGUUCGACUGGCUCAGCGCUCCGUUCCGCGCCGCGUACGACUGGCAGAUGGGUCUGCUAGGAGGCUUCCUCCGGCGCAUGUCGACAUUCCCGUCACUCAACUGGGGAGUUCCCUCCAUUCGAUUCCCACUUCUGCCAAGUGUUCUGAGGCGCGAUGAGCGCUGGGAUAGGACCAGAGCUGAUGAGAGAGGUCAGGUGCUGCAAUACACGGACUGGGGUGAGCCGGACUCGACGAUCCUCCAGGACCGAGCCGGUCUGCCCGCCGGUACCGGCAGGUCGUCGGUGGUGGACGGCCUUCUCUCGGCGCUCGUUGUUCUUCCGUUCGCGCUGUUCGCGGCGGAGCGUGCCGUGGCCCUUGGAGAGGUGCUUGGUAACACCACCGCAAACCUCUGGGUGGUGGACGCGCUGACCCAGGAGGGAGGAGGUCAGGUGGCGGGCGCAGGAUCCAGACUGCUCCGCGAGCUAGAGAUCCUGACGGAACGCUGUACAGACGGCCUGACUGAUGACGCUGAAGGAGCCAGCAGACAGCAGCAAGAACAUGCCACCAACAUCACCACCAAAUAUCUUGACCAAAGCGAAGCAAACGCUUCUGAAGACGCUGACCACCUUGCUGAAGGAAGUGGUGAAGAGGUUGCUGACGAGAUUAGCCACCAGACCUGUCCCUCCGGCUCCAGCACCGUGGGUCACCUGUUGGGCACCUACCGCUCGCUGUCCGGCUCCGUCGCCGCCCUGCCCGAUGACCUGACCUGCCGCCCGCUGGCGCUGUGUCACGAGCUGAGGGCCAGGGUCGACAGCCCAGCCGAUAUCGCCGCCGCCAUCGCCGUACUGGCGGUUCAGUCAGCCAUGAGCGAUGCACCCGUCUGGAACCUCCUGAGUCUGGGAGCUUCGCUAUGGGACGCAACGGACGACAGCAGCGACCUCUCGUGCUGGUCUCGUGCCGCAGAAAGCUGCUCAGCUGACCCGACCUGAGGUCAGGUCAAGGUCAGGUGGCAGAGAUCAUCUAGUCGCGCGGGCCUGCACAAACUGGUCGUCAGCUGAUUCAGUGUAAACGACACCAUAUAAUCUAUGUUUAGUGGCAUUACAAAUCCAACUGCGGGCCCGGGUCACGGGCUGGCUGUGGGCCGUCGACAGUCGCUGCAAAAACAGGGUCAUUUAAAUCGUCUGAGUUUCUCGUCUGGAGUUAUUGUUGCACUCUGAGGCCAGACCGAGCUAUUUACCGUGACUGUCUGUUUGCAAGGCAUUUGUUCCGACUACUGUUUGCAGAUUAGAUUCAUGGUCGUUGCACGUCUUGCUCUGCAGAUGGAGAGACAAAUGGAGACGAGACGGACUAGGUCAACAGGCUAGCUUCAUAUUUUUCGUGGAGUACAUUCGGGUAGUGGCUCCAAAUCCAUGUAACGAGACGGCUCUGUGACAGUAGAGUUGGGAUGGCGGGACAUAGAUUCACUACGCUCCUUUUUAUGUUGUUAAAUGUUUUUGCAAUUAUCAGAUCGCUUAAUUCCUAGGGUCUUUAUAAUUCGUUCAAGUAUUUAUGUUAUCUGAGCGUGAAUUUAACGCCACGAUAAAAAUAGCGCAGAGGGUAGUGCCGUGUCUCUUUAAUAGUGUAUUGAACAGUGUUUAACUUGUUGAAUGUUUUACGCAUUGGGACAUAUGAUUCAAUUAAGUGUAUGUUAAUUUAUUAUGUUUCUCUUUCUUUCAAUGGUUCGAUCAUGCGCUUAUAUGAAAGAACAGGCCUAGCAUGUUCAUAUAAUAAACGUCGUUUAUUA
Molecule: messenger RNA, 8974 nt
Organism: Amphibalanus amphitrite
Lineage: Eukaryota; Metazoa; Arthropoda; Thecostraca; Balanomorpha; Balanidae
Exons: 4
Coding region: 5115-8180 (1021 amino acids)
Source: RefSeq, a predicted model, not a curated record